AGCACAUCUUCCCGGAGCAAGGAUGGAGCCACAGGAUGAGCUCACGAAGGAAGGGAGGCUGACGCUGGUGCUUGCCCUGGCCACGUUCAUAGCUGCCUUUGGGUCGUCCUUCCAGUAUGGGUACAAUGUGGCCGUUAUUAACUCCCCUGACGAGCUCAUGAAAGAAUUUUAUAACGAGACCUACUAUGAUAGGACCAGUGACUACUUGAGCGACUUUUCCUUGACUCUGCUGUGGGCUAUUUCUGUGUCCAUGUUCCCGUUUGGAGGCCUCAUCGGAUCCCUCAUGGUCGGUGUCUUGGUGAAUAAAUUUGGCCGGAAAGGGACCUUGCUUCUGAACAACAUCUUCUCCAUUGUGCCCGCGAUCUUAAUGGGGUACAGCAAGGUUGCCAGGUCAUUUGAGAUGAUCAUUUUGUCCAGACUGUUGGUGGGCAUAUGCGCAGGUCUGUCUUCCAACGUUGUUCCUAUGUACUUAGGGGAGAUGGCCCCCAAGAACCUGAGGGGGGCUCUGGGGGUGGUGCCCCAGCUCUUCAUCACCGUGGGCAUCCUCGUGGCCCAGAUCUUAGGCCUUCAGAACAUCCUCGCAAACAAGGAAGGCUGGCCGAUCCUCCUUGGGGUGACUGGGAUCCCCGCAGGUCUGCAGCUUCUGCUGCUGCCCUUCUUCCCCGAGAGCCCCAGGUACUUGCUGGUUCAGAAGAAAGACGAAGAAGCCGCCAGGAAGGCGCUGAGGAGACUGCGCGGCUGGGAGGACGUGGAGGCUGAGAUGGAGGAGAUUCGGCUGGAGAACGAGGCGGAGAAGGCUGCUGGCUUCAUCUCCGUGGUGAAGCUGUUCAAGAUGAGGUCCCUGCGGUGGCAGCUCAUCUCCAUCAUCAUCCUCAUGGGCGGCCAGCAGCUGUCGGGAGUGAACGCGAUCUACUACUACGCAGGCCAGAUCUACCGGAACGCUGGGGUGGGAGCCAGCGACGUCCAGUAUGUGACGGCGGGCACCGGGGCUGUCAACAUGGUGAUAACCAUGUUAGCUGUGUUCGUGGUGGAGCUCUUGGGGCGGAGAGUCCUGCUCCUCCUGGGCUUCUCCAUCUGCUGCACCUCCUGCUGCGUGCUGACCACCGCCCUGGCUCUGCAGGACACAGUGUCCUGGAUGCCGUACCUCAGCAUCGCCUGUGUCUUCGCCUACGUCAUAGGACAUGCCCUUGGGCCCAGUCCCAUCCCCGCGCUGCUCAUCACCGAGAUCUUCUUGCAGUCCUCGCGGUCCUCGGCCUUCAUGGUGGGCGGCAGCGUCCACUGGCUCUCCAACUUCACCGUGGGUUUGCUCUUCCCCUUCAUUCAAAAGGGCCUUGAAGCUUACAGCUUCAUCAUCUUUGCUGCGAUUUGUCUGCUCACCACCAUCUACGUAUUCCUGGCUGUGCCCGAGACCAAGGCCAAGACGUUCAUGGAGAUCAAUCAGAUUUUCGCCAAGAUGAACAAGAUGUCAGAGGUGUACCCAGAAAAGGAGGAACUGAAGGAGCUCCCGCCCUCCACCUUGGAGCAGUAA
This is a messenger RNA of Molossus molossus (Pallas's mastiff bat), 1528 nucleotides long. It is a transcript of the gene SLC2A5, whose product is annotated as solute carrier family 2 member 5. Lineage: Eukaryota; Metazoa; Chordata; Mammalia; Chiroptera; Molossidae. Gene Ontology annotation, molecular function: fructose transmembrane transporter activity. The record is from RefSeq and is a predicted model, not a curated record. Gene Ontology annotation, cellular component: membrane. Gene Ontology annotation, biological process: fructose transmembrane transport. The transcript has 12 exons. The coding region runs from base 23 to 1528 and encodes 501 amino acids.